Messenger RNA from Fundulus heteroclitus (mummichog), 2389 nucleotides. RefSeq names its product eukaryotic translation initiation factor 2-alpha kinase 1 (gene eif2ak1). The transcript has 15 exons. NCBI's taxonomy places the organism in Eukaryota, Metazoa, Chordata, Actinopteri, Cyprinodontiformes, Fundulidae. The coding region runs from base 187 to 2178 and encodes 663 amino acids. Gene Ontology annotation, molecular function: ATP binding; protein kinase activity. Gene Ontology annotation, biological process: protein phosphorylation. The record is from RefSeq and is a predicted model, not a curated record.
CAUGGCGGACACUCGGCAGGGAGUGUGAGGGACUUUACCAAAGCUUUAAUUUCUGACAGCUUCUCGCCAUGUAUAUGUUUUAAAAGCCUAAAUCUACCCCUUAGUUAGCGACUAACAUGAGGUUAGCUGCUGAGGAUGUGGUAGCAUUUUAGAAGAAUGUGUUAACUGUAUUAUGCCGCGUUUAAAAUGUACAGUUCUACAGCGGAAAACGGUCUGAUGUGCUCGGAGGAAUGUUCUGGCAGCGGCAGCAACCUGUUGGUUCACCUCAACCUCAGGGCUGACCGGAGCCAGCCGGGGGCGGAGAGCAGCGUUAGCGUGCUAAGUUUGGAGAGUGAAGAGGACGAAGACGUCCAGUUUGAUACUUCAGAUUCGGAGGGCAACCGUGAGCUGCUGAUGGCCAGCAGGCAUUACCCGUCCAUCCAAGAGUUUGCCUCGGCCAUCCCCAACCACCUUCUCCUCGGGUCGCUGCUCGAGCACCUGUGCUGCGUCUACGAGAGCAAUCCGGCACGUUCGCGUAUGCUGUUCAAAGUAAUUGGCCAGCGUUUGGCAGCCAUGAACCUGCUCUCACCUUUGGCCAUAAGUGAUGAAUUCAGCACCAUUAGACUCCAGCACAACCGGGCUUUCACUGAGCUACUCAAUGCUGCCAGUUCCACGCUCUAUCCACAGGGCCAACAGUGUCUCGGCACAAAUGCACACAAUCCGGCUGCAAGGCCCAAGGAGGGACUCUUUCAAGCACAGACGUCGCGAUAUCUCAGUGAGUUUGAAGAAGUCUGUCGGCUUGGAAAAGGAUCAUACGGAAAUGUUUUUAAGGUUGUGAACAAACUAGAUGGCCAGUACUAUGCUGUGAAGAAAAUUCUCAUCAAAAGAGUCUCAAAGGAGGACUGCAUGAAGGUCCUCAGGGAAGUCAAAGUGUUAUCCAGCCUGCAGCAUGUAAAUAUUGUAGGAUAUCACACUGCAUGGAUGGAACAUGUUCAGCCAGCGGCCCAUCCCGAGUCGCAGCUUCCUGCUCUGGAAUCCCCUGGACAAAAAGUCGGUUUUGAUGACAGCCUUGACAAUAGCAGCACCAGCUCUUCUAUAGUUUUCCAAAGCCGCAGCCAAGCAGGGGCAGGCGCUGCGUCGAGUGCAAAAGGAGCCCCAGCAGAGCCCCAGCCUGUGAGGACUUUAGUGUCAAGACAAGACCGCCAGAUAGUGUGUCCCAAGGCGGUUCAGCGCGUCCCCGAGAACUACGUCCCCUGUGUGUUCCUGGGACAGGGAGAGCACAGGAACAGCUCCAAGUGUCCCGCCAUGGGAUGGGACCGCUCGCCCAUGUUAGACGAGGAGUCCAGCAGGAGCAGCAUCGAGCUCAACAACAACUCUUGCCUUGAUCAACAGUGGGCUGAACUACGCACCAGAAGACCCUCUAAAGACGUUCAGUUCCACCUGAUGCUCUACAUCCAGAUGCAGUUGUGUGAGCGCUCACUGAAGGACUGGAUCUCUGAGAGGAACUCCAGGCCAAAAGAAGAACAGAUCUCAGGCUCCCCUUAUGAUUGCGUUGAUGCUGAACACACGCUGAACUUGCUCAGGAACAUUCUCCAAGGGGUGGAGUACAUUCACUCCAGAGGAAUCAUGCACAGAGACUUGAAGCCGAGGAAUAUAUUCCUUCAUGGUCAUGAGUGCCAUGUUCGAAUUGGAGACUUUGGGUUGGCAUGUAGGGACAUGAUAGUAGAUGGCCAUAAAAGAACAAUUUCUCCUGGUGGUGAGUCCACCCAUACAUCAGGAGUUGGCACAUUUGUUUACGCUGCGCCAGAACAACUGAAUGGCUCUCAUUAUGACUCAAAGUCCGACAUGUACAGCAUUGGGGUUCUGGCUCUUGAGCUGUUCCAGCCUUUUGGGACCGAGAUGGAGAGGGUCCGAACCCUCGGGGACCUGAGAGAAGGGAAAAUUCCAGAUUCCUUCCGCCACAGAUGGCCAGUUCUCACUAAAUACAUCAUAAAACUGACAAGUAAAGACCCCAGUCUUCGGCCAGCAGCCAGCCAGCUCCUAGGAAGUGACCUUUUCUCCAAUAAAGACAUGGUAAUUGUUGGCUUACAGAAAAGAGUCGUAGAGCAGGAGGAGGAGAUAGUGCAGCUGAGGAUGCAGAUCAGCCGGCUUCAGAACGCAAAAGUCACUGUUAGCUUCACUGAAUCGGACAAGACCUGAGCCUAAAAAAACCCAACAGAUUGUCCAAAGCUGCUUUUUUUGAGCCACCGUUUUACUUGAUUUGACUUGGUACAAGUGACUGCAUGUUUGAGUAAUGUAAUUGUCUUUUUCAUCUAGAUAUGAUAGUGUUUUUUUUUUUUUGUUUUUGUUUUGUUGUUUUUUUACAUUGUUUUUAUCCAGCUGCUAAAUAAAACCUAUUUGGAGGUUUGAA